AAAGAAUAUACCUAUACACAGUGUUGAUCAUUAAUAUCAAUGAUAUAUGUAUAUAUAUAUAAAUAGAAUAUUAACUGUACAAAUGAUUAUUUCUUUCAAAUUUAGUCAUAUAUCAAUAUGAUUAUAAUUGGAAAUUUAUUUGAUUGAUACCAUAGUUACAAUCAUUGUUUAUUAUAAUAAGUAGUAUAUAAUAUUUUAAUCUAAACAUCUAGUUCAAAUCAAUUAAAAACAAUGUCAGUUAUUAAUUCAUUGUGAAAACUAUUAUUAUUAAUGCAAACAAUGAGUCAACAACCUAACAAAGAAUGAGAAGAUGGAGUUGAUCUACAAAACUGUGAUGUACUUACGUGAUACAUUUCCAACAAUCUGAUCACACAUAUACUUGUCAGGAUAUUCUAUAUGAAAAUUAAUAAAGGUCAACUAAAUAAAAGUUCAAGAAAAAAGGAACAAAAGGGAAGAGAAACAAUUUUACACCAUAUAAAAGUAUUAGAAAUUGUAGCGUUAUCAUAGGCCAUAGAAUGACUUAAGGAUUAUCAAGUUUUUAAUAACACGUUUACCUGAGAAAAUCAUGCUGCAAAUUUUUUCGCAUUUAAGUCAUCCAGAAUUGUGUAAUAUUGCACGUGUUUGCAAAAUGUGGCGUCGGUUAGCAUAUGAUCAUUCACUGUGGCAGUCACUUAAUUUACGACCUGAAUAUGGUGGAAUAUUUGUAAGGUCAAUUGAUGAGCUAUUAAAUCUCAUUCAUCAUAGGUCUGGAAGUGGGUUAAGGUGUAUUGAAUUAUCCAGCGAUCUAGUCACUAUACCAGUUUUAGAGGAACUUGGAAAUCGAUGUCCAAAUCUUCGCUAUUUAACUCUAGAUUUUUCAAAUGCUAUGCAACUACAUGAUUUCAACGAAUUGGCUUCAUUCCCUUCAUCAAUUAAAUAUUUAUGUAUUUGUUUAAGUGAUGUGAUAUUUAUGGAAGGUUUAAUGAGAAAAAUCUAUUCAUGUUUAUCAGCGGUUGAAAUUUUGCACUUAAUUGGAACAUUUGAAUUAGCCACAGAGGAAGAAGAAGAAAUUUAUGAAGUCAUCAAUAUAAGUAAAAUUAAGGCCCAUACACCUAAUUUACGUGUUAUCAAUUUAUUUGGUAUCAACUUCAUUGAAGAUAGUCAUGUGGAAUUAUUAGCCAGUAAUUGUAUUCAUUUAGAAUGUGUCGCGCUUAAUUUUUGUUUAAAUGUCAAGGGUUCAUCAUUUACAUUAUUGAUCGCAAAUUGUAAAAAGUUGACAACCCUACUUCUAGAACAUUGUGGUCUCAAAGAUGAAUUUAUGAUGGAUGUACCAUGGGAAAAUUCAGGAAUCUGUGAACUUGAUAUAACAUCUACAGAAUUAUCUGCUGAAUGCCUUGAAAACUUCUUAACACGUAUACCAUAUUUUACUUAUUUGGCAGCAGGUCAUACAGAUUUUUUUACUGAUCAUAUAUUGAAUACACUUUGCGACAGUGGUAAAUUUAAGCAAGUCAAAGCUAUUGAUUUGAGUCAUACACCGGCACUUAACGAACAGUCCAUAACAAAUCUUCUUAAGCUUCAUGGUCAUCAGUUACAUGGUCUUAUGCUACAUGGAAAAGCUACUUUAGCUGAAUAUUUUUGGACUACUGUGAUUCCAUAUCUUGGUGCGAUAAAGGUUUGUGUACUUGGAGCAUCACAUGGUUGGUUUUAUAAAUACAACACACGAGUUCAUAUUGAUAAAAUUCUGGAAAGUUUUGCCGGAUAUUGUCCAAAUUUAGAAGCAUUAGAAAUACAAUGGGAUCCAGAUACUAUUCGUUUUAGUGAUAAAAGUAGAAAAUUCAUUGAUCGAAUUAGAAUCAAAUGUCCUCGACUGAAGUCUUUAACUCUUAGUGAUGGGAAGUACUACGAAAUGGUUAAAGGAAAUUUCGAAAGAGCAGAAUGUCCUAGAGUAGUACGCACUACAACUACGUAUAUUACAAGUAUUAUUAGCUUACUGAAACGUUAUAAGGAUUUGAGAUUUAAUUAAUUCUAUAAAAAUUACAUGUAAUCGCUCUUUUAGGUUUUAUACAAUUCACAGAAAUAAUCAGGUGAAAGAAUAUUCGAAAUAAAAAUAAUAAAUUGCAGAUAAUCACUUGAAAUGUCAAAUUGAUGUGCGAGAAAAUCACAAGUCCUAUAGUGCUGCCAAUAAAAUAACAUCCAAAUUUGUAUGUUGUUAAUUUGCCAAUACUUUUUGAAAUCUGCUAUUGUCAAACAAACAGAAAUACACAAUCAUACUUUAUAGAAAAUAUGAUUUUGCCUUUUUUAUUUUAGUUUUAACUCCAUGUAAUAUUUUCCUUCAAAAGUAAUUGUCAUUUGAUAUUUAGUGAGAGUAUGCUUUAAAUACGUUUAACGUCAAAGAACAUUUAAUAAUACAAGUUUGUCUUUUAGAUAGUAAAAAUAUUUUCUCAUCUUCAUAAAAUCAUAAAUACUAACCUUUCAGUGCAGGGUUGUGGAUCUUGUUUAUUCAUCAAAAUCUGUCAUGUGUACACCUUAUAUGACGAUGAACCUAUGAUUUUUACACUCGAGAAAUCGUGAUUAGUUCUUGUAUCGGUAUAUUAAGUUUUUUGUUGAUCCUAGAUGAAUUCGCUACUAUUCA
Schistosoma intercalatum is the source of this 2611-nucleotide messenger RNA. The record is from the annotation of a GenBank genome assembly. NCBI's taxonomy places the organism in Eukaryota, Metazoa, Platyhelminthes, Trematoda, Strigeidida, Schistosomatidae.